Molecule: messenger RNA, 1014 nt
Organism: Scaptodrosophila lebanonensis
Lineage: Eukaryota; Metazoa; Arthropoda; Insecta; Diptera; Drosophilidae
Gene: Nelf-E
Product: negative elongation factor E
Exons: 4
Coding region: 72-926 (284 amino acids)
Biological process (GO): negative regulation of transcription elongation by RNA polymerase II
Cellular component (GO): NELF complex
Molecular function (GO): RNA binding
Source: RefSeq, a predicted model, not a curated record
AUGGCAAACUGAAGACUAUAAGACUAAAUAUCGCAUAUUUAUUGCUAUAAAAUCAAUCAAAUAUAUACACCAUGGUGUACAUACACUUUCCAACCAAUCUUACUGAGGAGGAGCAGAUGCUGCAAGCCAAAUACCAGAAAUUGAAGAAGAAGAAAAAAGCGCUGCAGGCGCAUAAGGCACCCAAACAAGAGCCGGAGAAUCCUAUGACACUUAAACGACCCACAGAUGCACGCGAUGCACGUGAAGUGGCGCGCAAACUGAUCAAAAGUGGUGCUAUACCGGCUAUUCAAAAACAACAGACGAAGCAAGAUCAAACGUCGUUUAAACGUCCAAAAGGACAGGAACGCGCCAAACGCUCUACAUCGGAGACAAGCGUGGCCGCCUAUCAGCCAUUUUCAUCCACACAAAAUGAUGUGGCACAGGAGACCAUCAUCAGUGAAAUUAUCAAGGAGGAACCACGUCGUCAGAACUUGUAUCAACAUUUUGCCACCGAAAGGGAUCGCGAGGAGCGUGGCCUAACCGAGAAAGCAACCUUGGAUACCGCACAACCGGAAAAGCCACGGGCUGGCAACACAAUAUUUGUGUCGGGCAACAAAGUGACCGAGGAAUUCUUAAAGAAAACAUUCAACGAUUAUGGAACUAUAGUCAAUGUCUCUAUGGAAAUAGAAAAGAGUCGAGGCUUUGUUUCAUUUGCUAAGCCAGAGUCCGCAGACCGAGCCAUAGCCGAAAUGCAUGGUAAAAAUGUGAAUGGCAUCAACUUACAAGUGCAAUUGGCGCGUCGUCAACCUCAAAUUGAACCUAUUAAUGAUGCAUCAUCGUCUGCAGUGUGGUCUUCGAUUGCUGCCAGUAAUUCGCAAAAGGGUAGCCAUAAAGAUCGCCGCCAAAUGGUGCAUUAUAAUGACGAUUUCUUGCUUUCUAAGCAUUAGCGCAUAACAUUAUUUACGUAUGUAAGUUCAUCACCAUCAAGUAAAGUUUAGUUAGUUUCCCAUUUAAAUAAAAACGCAAAUUAUUUAA